Choloepus didactylus (southern two-toed sloth) is the source of this 4919-nucleotide messenger RNA. It is a transcript of the gene XDH, whose product is annotated as xanthine dehydrogenase. The transcript has 36 exons. The coding region runs from base 283 to 4344 and encodes 1353 amino acids. Gene Ontology annotation, molecular function: molybdenum ion binding; molybdopterin cofactor binding; 2 iron, 2 sulfur cluster binding. Lineage: Eukaryota; Metazoa; Chordata; Mammalia; Pilosa; Megalonychidae. The record is from RefSeq and is a predicted model, not a curated record.
UGGGAGGGUGACGCUAGCUGCUGGAGGCAGGGGUGAAGCCCCACAGUCUCCAGGCACUGCCUGGCUGAGAUCUGGACGCACUUUCCUCUGCGCUCUUUGACAGAGUUGUGGGGCUUGUGACCUGCUGUGUGUGGUUGUUUGCGUUUUCCUUGGUUAUGUAAACUGGUGGCUUUUGCCAAGAACUCUCAGUUCCCGGAAGCUCCAAGCUGGUUUUUCUCCCGUUAGCCGACGUUUCUCCAUUUUAUUAAGAGGCAUAGCUCUCGGGUUACAGAGCAGUGAAAAAUGCCAGUGUUUUUUGGGAGUGAGACACCUGAAGUUCAAGGACUUCGACCGAUGAAAACGACAGCAGACGAGUUGGUUUUCUUUGUGAAUGGCAAGAAGGUGGUAGAUAAAAAUGUUGAUCCAGAAACAACACUCUUGGCCUACCUGAGAAGAAAAUUGGGGCUGUGCGGGACCAAGCUUGGCUGUGGAGAAGGGGGCUGCGGAGCUUGCACCGUGAUGCUUUCCAAAUACGAUCGACUCCAGAACAAGAUAGUACACUUUUCUGUCAAUGCCUGCCUGGCCCCCGUCUGCUCCUUGCACCACGUUGCCGUGACGACUGUGGAAGGAAUAGGAAGCACCAAGACGAGGCUGCAUCCUGUGCAGGAGAGAAUCGCCAAAAGCCACGGCUCCCAAUGUGGGUUCUGCACCCCCGGCAUCGUCAUGAGCAUGUACACACUGCUCCGGAACCAGCCUGAGCCCACCAUCGAGGAGAUCGAGGAUGCCUUCCAAGGGAACCUGUGCCGCUGUACAGGCUACAGACCCAUCCUGCAGGGCUUCCGGACCUUUGCUAGGGAUGGUGGAUGCUGUGGAGGGAAAGGGGAAAAUCCAAACUGCUGCAUGAACCAGAAGGAAGACCACACACAUCUCACUCUCUCUCCAGCGCUAUUCAACCCAGAGGGGUUCAUGCCCCUGGACGCCACCCAGGAGCCCAUCUUCCCCCCGGAGCUACUGAGGCUGAAAGACACUCCUCAGAAGCAGCUGCGUUUUGAAGGGGAGCGUGUGACGUGGAUCCAGGCCGCCACCCUGAAGGAGCUGCUGGACCUCAAGGCCCAGCACCCCAACGUCAAGCUGGUGGUGGGGAACACGGAGAUCGGCAUUGAGAUGAAGUUCAAGAACAAGCUGUUUCCUGUGAUUGUCUGCCCAGCCUGGAUCCCUGAGCUGAACGCAGUGGAACACAGACAGGAGGGCAUCUGCUUUGGCGCCGCCUGCCCCCUGAUUUCUGUGGAAAAGACCCUGGCCGAGGCAGUCGAUAAGCUUCCGACCCACAAAACAGAGGUGUUCCGAGGUGUCCUGGAGCAGCUGCGCUGGUUUGCCGGGAAGCAGGUCAAGUCUGUGGCGUCCCUUGGAGGAAACAUCAUCACUGCCAGUCCCAUCUCUGACCUCAACCCUGUGUUCAUGGCCUGUGGGGCCAAAAUGACCCUCGUGUCCCAAGGUACCAAGAGAACCGUUCGGAUGGACCACACAUUCUUCCCUGCCUACAGAAAGACCCUGCUGAAGCCAGAGGAGAUUCUGCUUUCCGUGGAGAUCCCCUACAGCAGGGAGGGCGAGUACUUCUCAGCCUUCAAGCAGGCCUCCCGGAGGGAAGAUGACAUCGCCAAGGUCACCUGCGGCAUGAGAGUCCUGUUCAAGUCAGGGAGCACGGAGGUGGAGGAGCUGGCCGUCUGCUUCGGUGGCAUGGCCGACCGCACCGUCUCAGCCCUCGGGACCACGCAGAGGCAGCUGUCCAAGGUGUGGAAUGAGGAGCUGCUGCAGGACGUGUCUGCAAGCCUGGCGAAGGAGAUGUGCCUGGCCCCAGACGCCCCUGGCGGCAUGGUGGAGUUCCGGCGCACCCUCACCCUCAGCUUCUUCUUCAAAUUCUACCUGACGGUGCUUCAGAAGCUGGGCAAAGCGGACCUAGAGGACAAAUGUGCUAAACUGGACCCCACCUACGCCAGUGCCACCUUACUCUUCCACAAAGACCCUCCGGCCAACGUCCAGUUCUUCCAAGAGGUGCCCAGCGGUCAGUCCGAGGAGGACAUGGUGGGCCGGCCCCUAGUCCACCUAUCGGCGACCAUGCAGGCCUCCGGGGAGGCCGUGUACUGUGAUGACAUGCCUCGCCACGAGAACGAGCUGUCUCUCCGGCUGGUCACCAGCACCAAGGCUCACGCCAGGAUCAAGUCCAUAGAUACUUCAGAAGCUCAGAGGGUCCCAGGGUUUGUUUGCUUUGUCUCGGCUGAUGAUAUUCCUGGGAGUAACGUAACUGGAAUUUUUAACGAUGAAACGGUCUUUGCAAAGGAUGAGGUGACAUGUAUUGGGCACAUCAUUGGCGCGGUGGUCACCGACACUCCGGAACAUGCACAGAGAGCAGCUCAAGCAGUAAAAAUCACCUAUGAGGAACUUCCAGCCAUAAUCACGAUCGAGGAUGCUAUAAAGAACCAGUCAUUUCAUGGGUCUGAGCUGAAGAUUGAGAAAGGAAACCUCAAGGAGGGUUUUGCCGAGGCUGAUAAUAUCAUUUCAGGUGAGGUGUACAUCGGCGGCCAAGACCACUUCUACCUGGAGACGCACUGCACCAUUGCCAUCCCGAAAGGCGAGGCAGGGGAGAUGGAGCUCUUUGUGUCCACCCAAAACACCAUGAAGACCCAGAGCUUCGUUGCAAAAAUGCUGGGGGUUCCAGAAAACCGGAUUUUGGUCCGAGUGAAGAGAAUGGGAGGCGGCUUUGGCGGGAAGGAGACCCGAAGUACCCUGUUGUCCACAGCAGUGGCCUUAGCGGCACACAAGACUGGCCGCCCUGUUCGCUGCAUGCUGGAUCGUGACGAGGACAUGUUGAUAACUGGUGGCAGGCAUCCCUUCUUGGCCCGAUACAAGGUUGGCUUCAUGAACACUGGGAAGGUUGUGGCUCUGGAGGUGGAUCACUACAGCAAUGCAGGGAACUCCCAGGAUCUCUCUCAGGCGAUAAUGGAACGAGCUCUAUUCCACAUGGACAACUGCUACAAAAUUCCCAACAUCCGGGGCACCGGGCGGCUGUGCAAGACCAACGUGUCUUCCAACACGGCCUUCCGGGGCUUCGGGGGGCCCCAGGGGAUGCUCAUCGCUGAGUACUGGAUGAGUGAGGUUGCUGUGACCUGCGGGCUGCCUGCAGAGGAAGUGCGGAGGCAGAACAUGUACGAAGAAGGAGACCUGACGCACUUCAACCAGAAGCUGGAGGGGUUUACCUUGACCCGGUGCUGGGAGGAAUGCCUGGCAAGCUCGCAGUAUGAAGCUCGGAGGAAGGAGGUCGAGAAGUUCAACAAGGAGAACUGUUGGAAAAAGAGAGGAUUGUGCAUCAUUCCCACCAAGUUUGGAAUAAGCUUCACUGUUCCUUUUCUGAAUCAGGCAGGAGCCCUGGUGCACGUGUACACGGAUGGCUCUGUGCUCCUGACCCACGGAGGCACCGAGAUGGGCCAGGGCCUCCACACAAAGAUGAUCCAGGUGGCCAGCAGAGCACUGAACAUCUCCACCUCUAAGAUUCACAUCAGUGAGACCAGCACCAACACCGUGCCCAACACCUCCCCGACGGCUGCCUCCGUCAGCACUGACAUCAACGGGCAGGCUGUCUACGAGGCUUGCCAGACCAUCCUGAAAAGGCUGGAGCCCUUCAAGAAGAAGAAGCCGAGUGGCUCCUGGGAAGACUGGGUCACAGAUGCCUACCUGGGUGCAGUGAGCUUGUCUGCCACUGGAUUUUACAGAACACCCGAUCUUGGCUACAGCUUUAAGACGAACUCAGGGAAUCCCUUCCACUACUUCUCUUAUGGGGUGGCUUGCUCAGAAGUGGAAAUAGACUGUUUAACAGGGGAUCAUAAGAAUCUCCGCACGGACAUUGUCAUGGAUGUCGGCUCCAGUCUGAACCCGGCCAUCGAUAUCGGGCAGGUGGAGGGGGCGUUCGUGCAGGGCCUCGGCCUCUUCACCCUGGAGGAGCUGCAUUACUCCCCCGAGGGGAGCCUGCACACCCGCGGCCCCAGCACCUACAAGAUCCCCGCCUUCGGCAGCAUCCCCGUGCAGUUCAGCGUGUCCCUCCUCCGCGACUGUCCCAACAAGAAAGCCAUCUAUGCCUCCAAGGCUGUCGGCGAGCCGCCCCUCUUCCUGGCUGCCUCCAUCUUCUUUGCCAUCAAGGACGCCAUCCUUGCAGCUCGAGCUCAGCAUGGAAAAGAUAACACGAGCAAGCUUUUCUGUCUAGACAGCCCAGCCACCCCAGAAAAGAUUCGCAAUGCCUGCGUGAAUGAGUUCACCGUCUCGGGUGUACCUGACAUGCCAAAAAACUGUAAACCCUGGUGUCUGAGGAUCUGAAGAGCAAGUCUCCAGAAGAGUCUUGUGCUACUUUGGACUUCCAUGGCGCAGGAAGCAUGUAUUGCAGAACACAUGUCUAUAGAAGGGGAUCCCAAAGCUGUGGCUCAUCAGGAUGACAUUAAGAAUAAUACUGAAUGCUUUGCAAGAUUUUGAUCAAAAAUAUGAUUUUUAAAUAUAAUGAUUAAUGAAUUCAUAAUUCAUAAUGAUAAAUGGCUAAUGUGCAAUCGGGGUCAUUUCAUGCCCGUUUUAAACAUGUAUUUGUAAUAGGUAUAAGAAGUGUCUGUAUUGCAGAUUUAACCUAACGUCCAUCACUCUGACCUGACUCAGUGGACAGCAUGAAUGACCUCAAGUGCUGAUGGUGUCCUUCAGAGAGGAUUGCCACAAACCUCAGAAGCCUAGACCAAAGUUGUUGUAAACCUGUGUGCCUUCCUCGGAAAGCCUUUCCUUCAGAUCAAUGAACCUCAUAUUAUAACCUCAGAUCUACACUCAAAUUUUGCAAUGGGGCAGUGGGGUGAGAUAAAAACACCUCACCACCUCUGGGUCAUUGAAGAAAAUAAAGAAUGAAACCAUUUCAA